Messenger RNA from Vigna umbellata (rice bean), 1938 nucleotides. NCBI's taxonomy places the organism in Eukaryota, Viridiplantae, Streptophyta, Magnoliopsida, Fabales, Fabaceae. The record is from RefSeq and is a predicted model, not a curated record.
CAAAAUAAGGGAGUUUCAAACCUUCCUGAACAUUUCUUUCUGACUUCACCAACCCCAGUUGAACCUUCUCCAAGUUUCAGCUUCAAUGUUGCAGAAAACGGUUGUUGCACUCCUAGAAAUCUAAGACCUGCUUUUUGGAGAAGUCAGAAACUAAAAAGUUGUCACCUUGACAUGGAAGAAGAAGGAGACGUGGCAGACAAGAAAAAGACAAAGAACGAGGUGGUUCUACGAAUUUCAGACACUGAAGAAGCCAUUAAUACAAAGGAGCAAAGGGUUUCCAGAAGCUUCCCAGUAGCUGAAAACAGUUCCCUUUCUCCUCAGCAUAAUACUCAGAUAGGUAAAGGGUUUACAGAUUCUCAUGGUGAAAUCACAGAGUGCAAUGGUCAAGUAUCCGCAGAGUUGGUGACAACUACAAAGAGGUUGAUGGGUCGGUCGGAGUUUUCAAAACCAAAGUCCAGAAUGGUGGAACCAACGUGUCCAAAAGAUGCAAACUUUGUCGAAGAAAAGGCUCAAAAGACAAGUUCACCUGCAAGGAAUUCUCCUAACAAGAAAGUUCCUGACGCUACUGUUGUCACCCCAAGAAGCCCCUUCCUUGGGACACCAGGGGAAGAAGAAGAUGAUGACGAAGAAGUGUACAAGACUGCAAAUGUUGAAGUGAGCAAGAGAUCUGGUAAGAAGUGGAGAGUUGUAGAGUUGUUUGCUUUUGCUUGCAUCGUGGGGUUUUUUGUUGCAUGCUUGACUGUGAAUGAAUUGAAAAAAAGGUUGAUUUGGGGAUUGGAACUGUGGAAAUGGUGUGUAUUGGCUUUGGUUGUCCUCUGUGGUAGACUGGUCACUGAGUGGUUUAUCAAUAUUUUGGUUUUCUUGAUUGAGAGGAACUUUUUGUUUAAGAAGAAGGUUUUGUAUUUUGUCUAUGGUGUGAAGAAGAGUGUUCAGGGCUUUAUAUGGCUAAGUUUGGUUCUUCUGACAUGGGGACUGCUUUUCAACCAUGGAGUGGAGAGAACCAGAAAGGUUACUAAGAUUCUUAAUUACAUUACUAGGGCCCUUGCUUCUUGUCUUCUUGGAGCAGCUAUAUGGUUGGUCAAAACAUUGUUGAUAAAACUUUUAGCUUCAAAAUUUCAAUCUACUAGAUUUUUUGACAGGGUGCAAGAAUCAAUCUUUCAUCAAUACAUUCUCAAGACUCUUUCAGGUCCUCCCUUGAGGGAGGUGGCUGAAAAUGUAGGUUGGAUUUCAAAUAGUCAGCAACUCAGUUUUAAGACCAUGAAUAAUGAGAAUGAAGGGGAGAAAGAACAAGUCAUUGAUGUAGACAAGCUCAAGAAAAUGAAACCAGAAAAAGUUUCUGCUUGGACUAUGAAAGGUUUGAUUAAUGUGAUAAAGAGUUCUGGGUUGUCUACCAUCUCCUAUGCACCAGACGAAGAUGAGAAUGACCAGAAAGAUAAUGAAAUUAAUAGCGAGUGGGAAGCAAAGGCAGCUGCAUACAGAAUUUUCGGGAACGUAGCCAAGCCAGGACACAUUUAUAUUGAUAAGGAUGACCUCUUGCGAUUCAUGAAAAAUGAAGAAGUGGAAAACUUGCUUCCACUAUUUGAAGGUGCAGUUGAGACUAGAAGAAUUAAGAGGAAGUCUCUCAAGAACUGGCUGGUAAAAGUCUACUUUGAACGCCGGUCGCUCGUACAUUCACUAAAUGAUACCAACACAGCUGUUGAUGACUUGAAUAUGCUUGCUUCUUUCCUUGUGCUUAUUGUGAUCCUUAUUGUGUGGCUUCUUAUAAUGGGCUUCUUGACAACUGAAGUUCUUGUCUUUAUUUCAUCCCAGCUUUUACUUGUGGUUUUCAUGUUUGGCAACACAGCUAAGACUGUAUUUGAAGCCAUUAUAUUUGUUUUUGUGAUGCACCCUUUUGAUGUUGGUGAUCGUUGUGUUAUUGAUGGAAGUGUCAGUCCCUGA